AUGAAGGUCUUGGCCGCAGGAGUCAUGCCCCUGCUGCUGGUUCUGCACUGGAAACAUGGGGCCGGGAGCCCCCUACCCAUCACCCCCGAUGAUCCCAAAUGCGAAAUGCGCCACCAGUGCCCAGGCAACCUCACGUCACAGAUCCGGAACCAGCUGAAUCAGCUCAAUAACAGCGCCCCGGAACUCUUCACCUAUUAUUACAAGGCUCAAGGGGAUCCAUUCCAGACCAACCUAGACAAGUUGUGCAACCCCAACGUGACGGACUUCCCGCCCUUCCAUGCCAAUGGCACGGAAAAGGAAAAGCUGGUGGAGCUAUACCGGAUCAUAGCCUACCUCAACGCCUCGCUGGGCAACAUCACCCGGGACCAGAAGGCCCUCAACCCCGGCGCCCAGCCCCUCAUCAGCCGGCUGAACAUGACCACAGCCAUGAUGAGGGGCUUGCUCAACAACCUCACGUGCCGCCUGUGCAGGAAGUACCACGUAGCCCACGUCUCCGUCUCCUACGGCCCUGACACGUCCAGCAAGGACACCUUCCAGAAGAAGAAAGCCGGCUGCCACUUGCUAGGGAAAUACAAGCAGGUCAUUGCUCUGGUGGUCCAGGCCUUCUAA
Molecule: messenger RNA, 609 nt
Organism: Dromiciops gliroides (monito del monte)
Lineage: Eukaryota; Metazoa; Chordata; Mammalia; Microbiotheria; Microbiotheriidae
Gene: LIF
Product: LIF interleukin 6 family cytokine
Exons: 3
Coding region: 1-609 (202 amino acids)
Biological process (GO): immune response
Cellular component (GO): extracellular region
Molecular function (GO): cytokine activity; leukemia inhibitory factor receptor binding
Source: RefSeq, a predicted model, not a curated record